AUGGCGUCGUCUCAGUCUCUGACGCCCUAUCUCUGCAGGGGGAACACCCAUCUGCCGUGGUGCCGAUUCGUCCGGGCGCUGCUCGUGGCCACGGCGGCGGCGCUGGUGGUCGUCGUCGUCCAUGCAGACGGAGCUACGACGACGACGGCAGCAGCUGGAGGCUCCGCCGCCGCUACGGACGACCACCAGCGGCCGAAGAUCCCGGCCAUCUUCGUGUUCGGCGACUCUAUCGUCGACCCCGGCAACACCAACAACUGGUUGACGGCGGCGAAGGCCAACUUCCCGCCGUACGGGCAGGACUUCCCCGGCGGCGUCGCCACCGGGAGGUUCUCCAAUGGCUUGGUCCCAGGGGACAUCUUUGCUUCCAAGUUGGGUAUUAAGGAGCUGCUGCCUCCUUUCCUUAGUCCUGAUCUACAACUAAAGGACCUACUCACUGGUGUGGCGUUUGCUUGUGGAGGCAGUGGCUAUGAUCCGCUCACAUCCACGCUUGCGAGCACCUUGUCGAGUACCGACCAACUUAAACUAUUUCAUGACUACAAGCAGAAGCUAACAGCUUUAGUUGGAGAGAAGGAAAUGACACGAGUUAUCUCACAAGGCGUCUUCUUUACAAUAAUGGGGGCAAAUGACAUUAUAAAUAAUUAUUUCACUCUCCCUUUGAGACGCCACCAAUAUGAUCUUCCUUCAUAUGUGGACUUUGUUGUCUCUUCGGCGAUUAACUUCACAAAGACUCUGAAUGAUAUGGGAGCUAAGAGGAUUGGAUUUCUUGGUGUCACACCAUUGGGAUGUUGUCCUUCACAAAUUACACUAGGAGAAAGCCCGUCACGUCAGUGUGAACCAUUAAGGAACCAAGCAUCACAGUUAUAUAAUUCUAGAGUUUCAAAGGAAAUAGAGCGAUUGAAUGCAGAACGAAGUGCUUCUGGAUCAAAGAUUGUUUAUUUUGACGUAUACUACAAGUUGCUUGAUCUUAUUCAGAAUCCAGCUUUAUACGGUUUCAAGGAUGUCAGCGAAGGUUGCUGCGGUAGCACACUGUUAAAUGCCGCCAUAUUCAUUGCAUAUCAGAGUGCAUGCCCAAAUGUAAUUGAUUAUGUUUUUUGGGACGGCUUCCAUCCUAGUGAGAAAGCCUACAAAAUUAUAGUGGAUAAGCUCGUUCAGGAAGCUUCGGAGUACCUGCUGAGGUGA
Molecule: messenger RNA, 1179 nt
Organism: Miscanthus lutarioriparius
Lineage: Eukaryota; Viridiplantae; Streptophyta; Magnoliopsida; Poales; Poaceae
Source: the annotation of a GenBank genome assembly